UCGCCGUCUCGUCUCGCGUUACCUCCGCCGCCGUCGCGCUCCACCUCCACCUCCGCGUUUCCGCCGGUGGCACGACGAGCCCUUCUCCCCUCCCCUCCUCUCCGCGCGAGCGCGCGGGGGGCGAACGGCCGCCGACGCACGGUGCGGAUUGCCUCAACCCCUAGCCGAGCCCGCCCUGGCCUUGUUAUCCACCCUGCGCGCUCACGGACGGCGGUCGUCUCGGGUUCGGAUCGGACUGGAGGGGGGGAGAAAAACUCAUCAAGUAAUUGAAGGUGAAUCCACUUUUACGGGGUAUUUUCAUCUUUGCUAGUUUCAACUGCAAAAGGUUGAAGCAAAUCACCAAAGAUGACAUCUGAAGGGAACAAAACUGUCACACCUAAUGAACCACCAACCAUGGAGCAGGCAUCCAGUUCUGGUGCUAAGCGUAAGCGUGGUUGCUCACAGAGCUAUGAGUAUGGUAUGCAUGAAUCACUGCGUAGCUCACAGCCCAUUCAGAGUGUGAAUACAGAUCACAAUGCAUCAGUUAGAUCCAGUAGACCUAGAGAUUCUACCAAUCUGCUUAAGACUUCUCUAAGCCAAGCCUCCAAUCACAGUGGUGCUCCCUUGCAAGGUAAUUCAGUCAAAGAUGAUAUCGUUGGCAAGUAUUUUGUUGGUAAGAUGUCCAAAAAAUUUCCUGGGUUUUCUCUGAUUACGGUGAAAGUGAAGGACAAUCAGGUUCUCAAAGGCUGGAUUCCAGAUGAAAAUAACCUCCGCCCAAUAACCCCGAAAGAUGAUCUUGCCCCAGAUCUUCCUAUGCUUCGACCAAGUCAAGUUCGAAAGAGGCCAUCUAAUAUUUACAGGCAAGCUGCUGGUCAGGAUGUUACAUUUGCAAAGCCUCUACAGAUGAGGAGGCCUGAUGAGAAAUCUGUCGCUAAGUGACAGAACCUGAAGUUCUGAAAAAAUUUUGAAGUCUAUAGAAGUUCAGAGAAGGCAAAAGUUAGUUCAGAUUGGGAAGAAAGAACCUGCGGCUAUGAUUUCUCUGUACCGCUUCAAGUGGCAUCUGGAUGGUUGAAAUUGAUCGAUGUAAUCACUGUUGCUGUGAUCUCUUUUCUUAAACCCUGUGGUGUCCGCAUUGUUUCUAGUGGCUGCGAACUCCAGAUAAGCCUGCCGGUGACUGGAGAGGAGUAUCGAUGAAUUUAAACUUAGUUUUGUUCCUCAUUUCUGCGUUUCUCAAUGAAUUCUGGUCCAGGGUUUGUUGUACCUGAGUAUAUAUCUGAUACAUUGGCCAAAGAUUAGGCGAUGUCAUGUUGUCUCAGUAUAGAAAGUCGAGUCAGAAUAAUAAGCUUAUGAAGGUAAGGAAUAUUUGCGUGA
Oryza brachyantha (malo sina) is the source of this 1350-nucleotide messenger RNA. RefSeq lists its product as uncharacterized. The coding region runs from base 346 to 918 and encodes 190 amino acids. The record is from RefSeq and is a predicted model, not a curated record. The transcript is spliced from 2 exons. NCBI's taxonomy places the organism in Eukaryota, Viridiplantae, Streptophyta, Magnoliopsida, Poales, Poaceae.